GGGGCUAUUACCUUCCCACCUUUUUUUUAUUUUUUGGCAAUGUAUUUAAGGGUUUUUGUGUGCUCCAGGUUUCUGUGGUCUGUUUUUUAUCGGUAAAAGAAAAUUAAAACCAUAUAUAUUUUAUUUUCUCAUAAGAGAGACAUCUCUAGUAGGAGUGUUCUAUAAUUAUUUAAAAGCGUUCAUAUAUUUUUAACAAGAAAACCCCAAAAAGCCUAGCUAAUUGUGUAUUUUAUAAAUGGCUGUAAAAAUGUGCGUCGUAGGCUAUUUAUAUCGCUGGGAUCGUAAAGUACGGUCAGUUGCGAUUAUUAUAUGUGUCAUAUGAUAUCCGCUGUGUAGAUUUUAGAAACUUAAUGUAAUUUUUUGGGUCUGAAUUGUGUCGAUUCUACAGUUUCCUUGAUAUUGUUAAGCUUUUGUUUUCUGUUGGUCAAUAAGGGAACAUGAAAAUGGUAGCAGGUUCGGCUUCUUGUUUACGUCGAAAAUUGCUGUUUCUGAAUAAAGCGAUCUGACAUUGAGUUUUGGAGAUUCGCAUGGGUGAAUCAGUUCUUUGAUCAUUAUCUCUUAAUAUUUUUAAAAUAUAAGUAUAUUUGUUAUGUGAGGAUCUGGCAUGUCUCCGCAGGUUAGGAGGUAGUUAAAGGACCAGUGAAAACCAUAUAUGUUGUGAGAGUCAAACGGCAGGCAGUUAGACAGAAAUGCCAGUGGGCGGAGAUGGCGACCAAGUGAGGAAAACGCAUACAAAUUGAGAACGAACGCACCUAAAAGCAGAUGAAUGGACAGACAGACAGAUAGCUAGACAGGAAACACAAACAGACAAUAAGCCAGUCAGCUAGCCAGACAGACAGACGGACAGACAAAAAAGAUAGACAGACAGACAGAUAACUUGAACUCAUCUCAGAAAUGUGAUGCCUUCCAAAUAAAAACACAAGUACGAAUGGAACAAACCUCGUUUCGAGGUCUUUUCCUUUAGCUUUGAACUUAAUUAAGAGUUAGCCUUGCAUUUUGUUCUCAACAGUAACAUUACGGCGGGGGGGAGGGGCAGCGAUAGAGGCGUUUAGGGGAGGGAAAGACGAGAUAUUAAAAUUCCUUACAGUAGUGACAUAACAAGAACUCUGAAAGUCCAGCUAGGUGUGGUUUUACAAGUCAAUAAACAAGAAUGAAAUGUUUUUGUGCGAUUGGAGUCAUAGCUUCAAGGGCAAGUUCCUCAAGGGAUUUUUACAAAAUUGGAGCGAUUUUCUUCGACUGGGCAGCAAUGACAUGAUCCAGGUAGAAGCGUUACAGGCGGAUAUAAAUUCUUUGGUGAUAAUUUUCUUCCGCGAAAGAAUGAAAGUGACAACAUAUAGUUAACGUCAAAAUAUACUGACUUGAAAAGGGAAGCAGCCUUCUUUAAACAUCUUAAUUUAUCCCGUUCAUACUAAUUGGUCUGUGUUAUUUUAGCGUAAUAUUUUCACAUUUGUUUGUGCUUCGCGGGUUAAUCCUUAAUGAUUCUUAUUUUUUCCAUCACUCAUUGUUAAAGUGUUUAUUGCUCAUUUUCAAUUGGUAUUGUAAACUGACGAUGGAUGAUGUUUCAUCCGAAAUAUGUGUUUUAAUGAAUAUGAACUUAAAUAAGAUAAGAACUCUUAAUGGUAAAUUCCAAAAGAAACAUGCCCAGAGCUUACAUACUUCAAUACAUCGUGUGGUUUGUGAAAGCAAUAUCGUACUUUGUGUCUUGGUAAUAAUAAAAUCAAAAUGAUAAUAUAAAUGCCUGGUCAAAAUAUAUAUAUAUAUUUUAGCCUGAGAAUGUGAGCCCCGCGCCAAUGGACAAAACAUUUCGGGUUUUUCGAGCAAAAGCAAUGCGUGACAACAUCUCGCUGAAAGCGUGACUCAUGUCAACCAAUCAGCCGGCGAGGUAUGUUACAGUUAAUUCAUGCUAGAGCAAUUCGGGAAGUCGAACAGAAGUUAGGCCAGUUGUUGCCGCUGCCGUUUUUUCACCUGGCCAUGGGAUCUAAAGCAAUUCUGACCCCCGAACUUGACGACGAGGAAGAGAAAUGGAGGGUAGAAAUCGAUCACUCCUCAAAGGAUAAGAGAUAUUGUGGCUUGAGCAAAAGACGACUACUCUUAGUUGUGGGUGCAGUUCUAGUUAUUUUGUUAAUAAUUAUUUUACUUUUGGUGUUUCUGGUUAAAACACAUUCAAAGAAGAAAUCUGAAGGUGGCAGAUCAACUCCAGAAUGCCAGGAAAUGAGUUUGCCAGAUCCGAUAAUUCUUAUUUCUAUGGAUGGAUUUCGACCUGAUUAUCUGGACAGAAAUAUUACUCCGAACAUUAAUUAUCUUGCCAGUAAUGGAGUCAGAGCAAACUUUUUGCUCCCCCAGUUUCCGACAAAGACCUUCCCAAACCAUUAUUCCAUGGCAACGGGUCUCUUUCCUGUGCAUAGCGGCAUUGUGGCCAAUAGGUUUAGAGACAAUGUCUUGAAUGACAAUUUUAAGAUCGGAGGAGCAACUGCUGAUGAUCCAAAAUGGUGGAAAGGCGAACCGUUGUGGGUGACCGCCGUUAAGCAAGGUCUUGUGUCCGCGUCAUACUUCUGGGUGGGAUCAGAGGCCCCUGUUGAAGGAAUAUUGCCCAACAUCAUGUUGCCUUACAAUCAGUCCCAUCCAUUUGAAGCUCGUGUGGAUAAAGUACUGAGCUGGUUGGAUUUUCCGCCACACUGUGGUCCGGUCGACCCUAAGAAAGACAGUGGCGAUUGGCGGCCCUCCUUCAUCACCUUGUAUUUCCACGAACCUGAUUACACCGCUCAUCGUAGUGGACCUGACUCGGCAAAGACGAACAUACAAAUCCAACGAGUUGAUGAAAUGAUUGGAAGACUUUGGAAUGGUCUUAAGGAAAGAUCCAUGCAAGACAAGAUAAAUAUAAUCUUAGUUGGAGAUCACGGUAUGGCGCCGAAAAGUUGUACACGAAUAGUUUACACAGAUACGUACAACGUUACUUUAGAUGAUAUAUACUCCCCUCAGUGGUACGGAGGAGCCUUUAUAUCGAUGGAUCCAAAACCUGGAGUUUCAGCUGAAGAAAUAGUGUCUCGUCUGAAAUGUAAAAGUCCUCACUUUCGGGUGUUUUUGAAGGAAAACCUUCCAAAGCGUCUUCACUAUUCAGAUAACAGGAGAAUCGGACGAAUCAUCGCAAUUCCAGAGGAUGGUUGGCUCCUAGGAAUAAAGCUACGUCUUACAAUACCGCAAAAACCUUCCCGUUUUCCUUUUAGCGUGCGCCGAUUAGUACCAACGUUAUCAGUGCCCCUGAACUUUAAAAACCUUAAAGAGCCACCUAAAAUAGUCUUUUUAUUGGUUCCAGGUAUCCUCGGCCUUAAACCCGCCCCGAACGACGGGACGCCUGGUAGUUUGUUGCACCUGUUAGAUCCGACAGCUGUUGACGUCGCUGUUCCUGAAUCAAAAAGCGAUGGUAAUCCUAUGAGAAAUGACAUCUGUCGCUAUCCCAAGAGCCUGGUAGACUGCACACAAUGCAUUUGUCCUUGGUGCCAGGCUAAUAAAAGUGAUGUUGCUCGAUAUGACAGAAUGCUAAACUUCUCAGACGAACAAAUAUCUCAACUGCAAGAAACGCACCUCCCGUGGGGGGUACCCGAAGGCGGAGCCGGUCAAGGAGGCUGCAUUUUAACACAGAACGAUUUUGUGACGGGUUAUAGCACCUCUCUUCAUUUGCCAUUAUGGGUAGCGUACAGAUUAGAUGGAAAGAAAUCCUCUCAAACAGCCACGCGAAGAAACUGUUUUCGACAAGAUAUACGACUGAACGAUUCCCAGACCUCGCUCUGCGCUCAUUACAGGGGCUCUUCUUUCGACCGUGGUCACAUGGCGCCGAAUGCCGACUUUGACACCUUUGACGAAAAUGAUGAGACGGUGAUGAACUCAUUUUUGCUGUCAAAUAUAGCACCUCAACAUCGUGGAUUUAACGGUGGUAAGAUUUUUAAAAGGAAUCUUUUAUUAAAGCAUGUUACGUCUCACCUAUAUUCUCGCUGUUUAGUAAAUCUCAGAAAGACAACAGUGUUGUCCCAGAUCAUGAGAUGAUCUCACUUCGCUUGACUAUGAAGAUCACUUCCGCUGAG
Orbicella faveolata is the source of this 4079-nucleotide messenger RNA. RefSeq names its product ectonucleotide pyrophosphatase/phosphodiesterase family member 3-like. Gene Ontology annotation, molecular function: metal ion binding; hydrolase activity; nucleic acid binding. Lineage: Eukaryota; Metazoa; Cnidaria; Anthozoa; Scleractinia; Merulinidae. The record is from RefSeq and is a predicted model, not a curated record.